Postia placenta MAD-698-R-SB12 is the source of this 1502-nucleotide messenger RNA. Its product is annotated as glycoside hydrolase family 125 protein. The coding region runs from base 1 to 1425 and encodes 474 amino acids. The transcript has 16 exons. NCBI's taxonomy places the organism in Eukaryota, Fungi, Basidiomycota, Agaricomycetes, Polyporales, Adustoporiaceae. Gene Ontology annotation, biological process: carbohydrate metabolic process. The record is from RefSeq and is a predicted model, not a curated record.
AUGACUGCUGCUCAAUGUCCUGAUUACACCACCUACUCGCAGACGGCGCAAGGAAACCCGUCAUCAGGGCAGUUGGCGUUACCAUACAUGAGACCGACGCCUGCAUGCCGCACGUUCAACAGCACUGUUGUCGAAGAGGUUAUCGGCAACAUGACGUCACGCAUGAAGGAUCCUGACCUCGCUCGGUUAUUUGAGAAUACAUUUCCGAACACCCUCGACACGACGAUAAAAUACUAUGACUCAACAGAAAACAUUGCUUUCGUGAUCACGGGCCUGGCUCAAUACCACUCCAUUCUCUCCCUGGACCCCGAACUCGCAACGCUUGUCAAGGCUAUUAUUAACAAUGAAGCGAGAUAUGUCUCGCAGUAUCCGUACUGCAGCGCGUUUCAGCCUCCCCCGGAAAGUGGGCUGAGCCCCACUGUGAACGACUGGGCUAUCGAUGUCAUCGUGAAUCCGCCUGUAGACAAUCAAACGGUGUACGAGUGCAAGUGGGAACUCGACUCGUUAUGCUCUUUCAUGAAGUUAUCAAGAUCAUAUUAUCAAGCGACAGGAGAUUCCUCAUUCAUCAACAACGAAUGGCAAGCUGCAAUUGAACAGAUUUUCGCCGUGAUAUAUGAGCAAACGCAGCCGACAUUCGACCGAGACUGGAACCUGGUAUCGUACUACAACUGGACCGGUGAAGCAGGGUCAUUACCGGGUGCGGUUAACAACGGAGGCAAUGGAGAACCGAAAGGAUAUACGGGAUUGGUCGGCACCUCCCACCGCCCUUCGGACGACCUAAGCACUUUUGCAUUCUUAACCCCUGCCAAUGCGAUGCUGGUAGUGGAGUUGAACUAUCUGGUGAACAUGCUGGAUUCAGUAGGGCAGCUGGGCAAUAUAAGCGCAUUGGCUCGACAUUACAGCAGUGUAAUCGAGGAGGCGAUCUGGAGUACUACGUUGGUGAACGACAUCUUUGCCUACGAAACUAACGGCCUUGGCAGUCGAUAUGUCAUGGAUGAUGCAAACGUCCCGUCUUUGCUCUCUCUGCCUUAUCUAGGAUUCCUGAAUAUUACCCACCCUGCGUACAUCGCGACCAGGAAGGUGCUCCUCUCGCGGGCUAAUCCUUACUAUGUAGUGGGAGCAAAUUUCAGCGGCAUCGGGGGUCCUCACGAAGAUGCAUGGAAUCCAUGGCCAAUGGCGUUGGUAUCCGCCAUAUACGGAACAGAUAAUGACGAAGAGAUCAUGCAGUAUCUGUAUCUCAUCGCGAACAACACUGACGGCCUCGGGCUCAUCCACGAAUCAAUCAACAUCUACGACUACUCGUACACAAGACCUUGGUUUGCCUGGGCGAACAGCUAUUUCGCUGAGAUGCUUCUGGACCUAGCGCAGCGGAAACCAUAUCUUAUAUUCACUGAUGACGAGCCAUACUACCCUGGUGCUUCGUGACCUCAUACCUGGACAUUUGCGCACAAAACUCUGAGGAUGUAUACUUUUGAUACAAUGGAGACCGCCUUUUGGAUCUU